AUGCCUAACAUCACCCUCGAACAGGCCGAAGCGGUAUUGGCUGGCGCGAAAGCUGCCGCCCUGGAAUUGGGUAAGCCUUUCAGCUUCUCGGUGGUGGACGCUCGCGGCGACCUCAUCACGAUGUGCAAGAUGGACGGCUCCGCCUGGCGGACCCCAUACGUGUCCAGGGGCAAGGCGCGGGCCUCGGCCUGCUUCGGCGAGCCCAGCGGCGACCUGACCGAGCGGUCCACCACGCCCAUCAUGCGGGCGGUGAUGGAAGUGGAACGCGGCGAGUUUGUGCCCGGACAGGGCGCGCUGCCCAUCUAUAUGAACGGCGAACUCAUCGGCGCCGUGGGCGGCAGCGGCGGCACCGCUCAGGAAGACGAGGACUGCUCACGCUCCGGUAUCGGCCGCGUGGCCGGAGCCAGCGCCAGCCGUUAG
Geodia barretti is the source of this 420-nucleotide messenger RNA. The record is from the annotation of a GenBank genome assembly. NCBI's taxonomy places the organism in Eukaryota, Metazoa, Porifera, Demospongiae, Tetractinellida, Geodiidae.